AUGCAACCCACCUCACGGCAGCAAAUCGAGCAGCAAUAUGGGAUAAGCUUUCACGUUCCUGAUCGAUACCAGGAGUUGAAUGUCAUUGGAAAAGGGUCCUAUGGCAUUGUUUGUAGCGCUUUGGAUACACAAACCAAUACCAAAGUGGCCAUCAAGAAGGUCAUUCGAUGUUUUGAUCAUCACAUAUUUGCUGUUCGUUUGUUGCGGGAAGUGAAAAUUCUUGGUUUUCUCAAACAUCCGAAUGUCAUUGAUCUGAAACAUGUUCAAUUACCAUAUCCCGACAAGGAUUCCUACACUGAACUUUACAUGUAUACAGAUUUGAUGGAUACCGAUUUGAAAACAAUUAUUCAAUCUCCACAAGAAUUAACCAACGAUCACAUACAAUUCUUCAUGUAUCAAAUACUGAAAGCUGUAAAUUAUAUUCACAGUGGAAAUGUUAUUCAUAGAGAUUUAAAACCAAGCAAUAUAUUGAUCAACAGCGAUUGUAAUAUAAAAAUAUGUGAUCUUGGACUAGCUCGUGGAUACAAUGACGGAACUAAUCCUCUCAAUGGAUCCUCACAAUCCGAUUCAAUGUUAAAAGGAGUUUUCAAAGGACAACAAAGAGCCAAACCAAAACUCACAGAAUAUGUUGUGACUAGAUGGUACAGAGCUCCAGAGCUUCUUCUUCAAUCAUUAACCUAUGGAAAGGAAGUGGACUUGUGGAGUGUUGGAUGUAUAUUUGCUGAGCUAUUGGGAAGAGAACCUCUAUUUCGAGGAACAUCAUCCUAUGAUCAAAUUGUUAAAAUAUUUGACGUUAUUGGAACACCUAAAGACAAGAAAGAUUUUGAUGGUAUCGAGUUAUCGGAUGCCAGUUAUAAUAUUCUCCAGCAAAUUAAGGUAAAAUCCAAAACAGAGUUUUCCUCGCUAUAUCCCAAUGCCACAAGUGAAGCCAUUGAUUUACUUGAAAAAUUACUUUGUUUUUCUCCAAAACAACGAAUCUCUGCCUAUGAAGCAUUAGAACAUCCAUAUUUUGAAGAUAUUCACACAUUUAAUGAAUGUGAUUUUGCAGCAUCAACAUUUGACUACAGUUUUGAAAAUGAAGCUACAAGUAUUCCUGUGAUUCGACACAUGCUCUAUGAUGAAAUUGUGAGAAAUUAUGAUCAUUCUAGUGACCGUGAAGAGGUCAUGACCUUCUAUGAACUUCAAACAGCAAUGAAACCUCCCGUGUCAACAGCUGUUCAACAACAACAACAGCCAAACAAUACUGCUUAUUAUCAACAGCAACAGCAACAACACUAUAAUCAACAACAACACCAUCAUCAAUCGCAUCAUGCCAAUCAACUCGAAGAAGAUGAUUUUGAAAGUGACGAUGAAGAAGAUGAAGAAAUUGAUGAUAUGGACUAUCUUGGAGGUGGCAAGAAAGGAGCCACUAAUCAAUUACAUCCUAGUAGUAGUAACAAUGGUGAGGAUAGCGUUCUCACAUCAGACAACGAUUACAUGGAAGAAUCUGACAAUGAUUUUCCUUAA
This is a messenger RNA of Naegleria lovaniensis, 1506 nucleotides long. RefSeq lists its product as uncharacterized. The transcript is spliced from 3 exons. The coding region runs from base 1 to 1506 and encodes 501 amino acids. The record is from RefSeq and is a predicted model, not a curated record. NCBI's taxonomy places the organism in Eukaryota, Heterolobosea, Eutetramitea, Acrasida, Naegleriidae. Gene Ontology annotation, biological process: protein phosphorylation; intracellular signal transduction. Gene Ontology annotation, cellular component: cytoplasm; nucleus. Gene Ontology annotation, molecular function: ATP binding; MAP kinase activity.